This is a messenger RNA of Elaeis guineensis (African oil palm), 1079 nucleotides long. Lineage: Eukaryota; Viridiplantae; Streptophyta; Magnoliopsida; Arecales; Arecaceae. The record is from RefSeq and is a predicted model, not a curated record.
AUUGUUUGAAUGAAAAAAAUAGAUACCAAGACAAGUUGCCCAAUGUCGACGUUUUCGUGUGCACGGCAGACCCAAUGAUAGAACCACCGGCUAUGGUGAUCAACACGGUUCUUUCAGUCAUGGCAUAUGAGUACUCGCCGGAGAAGCUUAGUGUCUACCUCUCUGAUGAUGCUGGGUCUGAGCUCACAUUCCAUGCUCUCUUAGAGGCGUCUCGUUUUGCAAAAUCUUGGAUACCUUUUUGCAAGAAGUUCAAGGUGGAGCCUAGAUCUCCAGCUGCUUAUUUUAAAGAAGAAUGUAUUGGCCCAAAAGAUGGCCUACAAGCUGCUGAAUGGGAAAAAACAAAGAGCUUGUACACAGAAAUGGAGAACCGAAUCAAUGAUGUUGUGAAAUUUGGGAAGGUGUCAGAAAAUAUUCGCCAACAACAUAGAGGAUUUCUUGAGUGGAACAGGGCUACAACUUCUCAAGAUCACCAAGCCAUUCUCCAUAUUUUAAUUGAUGGGAGAGACAAGAAUGCUAUUGAUGAUGAAGGCUUUACACUGCCCACAUUGGUUUACAUGGCUCGUGAGAAGAGACCCUAUCGCCACCAUAAUUUCAAAGCUGGAGCUAUGAAUUCUCUGUUAAGGGUUUCCUCAGAGAUUAGCAAUGGAGCAGUUAUUCUCAAUGUUGACUGCGAUAUGUAUUCAAACAAUUCAGAAACCGUAAAAGAUGCGUUAUGUUUCUUUAUGGAUGAAGAGAAGGGCCAUGAGAUCGCAUAUGUGCAACUUCCACAGCUGUUCAAUAACAUAACCAAGAAUGACAUUUAUGGCAGUUCACUAGCAUUGGGUUUUAAGGUGGAUUUUCAUGGUUUGGAUGGAUAUGGGGGACCUCCAUAUGUGGGAUCUGGUUGUUUCCACAGAAGAGACUCUCUCUGUGGGAAACAAUUCAAUGAAACUUGUAAAGCAGCAAUUCAAGUAAAAGAUUGGAACAUGGAAGCUAGUGUAUCCACUUUGGAGGAGAGAGCAAAAAGUUUUAUUACCUGCACCUAUGAGGACAACACUGAGUGGGGAAAAGAGGUAUCUCUCCUAUUCCAUCUGUGUUAG